This is a messenger RNA of Sorex araneus (European shrew), 6855 nucleotides long. RefSeq names its product kinetochore associated 1 (gene KNTC1). The coding region runs from base 3 to 6593 and encodes 2196 amino acids. Gene Ontology annotation, cellular component: RZZ complex; cytoplasm; kinetochore microtubule. NCBI's taxonomy places the organism in Eukaryota, Metazoa, Chordata, Mammalia, Eulipotyphla, Soricidae. Gene Ontology annotation, molecular function: small GTPase binding. Gene Ontology annotation, biological process: protein localization to kinetochore involved in kinetochore assembly; mitotic spindle assembly checkpoint signaling; mitotic sister chromatid segregation. The transcript has 63 exons. The record is from RefSeq and is a predicted model, not a curated record.
AUAUGUGGAACGACAUUGAGCUGCUGACAAGUGAUGAUACAGGAAGUGGGUACCUAUGUGUGGGUUCCCAAAAAGAACACGGGACAGCUUUGUACCAAGUAGAUUUACUAGCGAAGAUCUCUUCUGACAAGGCCUCUCUCAAUCCAAAGAUACAAGCCUACAGCUUGAGUGAUGGUUUCAUUAUUGUCGUAGACCGAUCAGUGAUACUGCUUGACAGCAUUUGUAGAUCACUGCAGUUGCAUCUUGCAUUUGAUACCGAAGUGGAUGUAGUUGGACUCUGUCAUGAAGGGAAGUUUCUUUUGGUUGGGGAGAGAAGUGGCAAGUUACAUCUCAUUCAUGUGACAUCACAGCAAACCUUGCUCACUAAUACUUUUGUUCCGAAAAAUAAUGAUGAAAAUCAAUAUGCUUACCAGAGUCUUGUUAUUGAGAAGGAUGACUCAACUGAAGGUACCUAUUAUAUGCUGCUUCUAACAACCAAUGGAUUUUUUUAUGUAACAAACCUUCAGCUUGUGAAAAUUCAGCAAGCCAUGGAGAGUGCUGACUUCAGCACAGCAAAGAAGUUACAAGGAGAAAUCCAGUCCAGUUUCAUUUCCACUGAAAAUUAUCAUUCUCUCGGGUGUCUCAGUCUCGUGGCUGGAGAUCUCAGUAGCAAAAUCUCUGUGAUAAUUGGGGGGACUGGUCAUUGUGCCAUCUCCAAAUGGGAGCCAGAUUCUUCAAAGAACAGAAUGACAGUUCAGAAUGUCAUUGAGACAGAGAUGAUUAAAGGUGCAAAGAAGUUCCAGCUGAUAGGCAGUCUGCUUUUCGUACUUGACACUGAUAACGUGCUAAGCUUGUGGGACAUCUUCACUCUCACCCUGAUAUGGAACUGGCCCACUCUUCACGUGGAAGAGUUUCUUCUCACCACUGAGGAAGACACACCUUCCUCAGUCACGUGGAGAGGAUUCACAAAUCUGAAAUUAGUAGCUCUGAUAAUGACUGCUGAUACACAGAUGAAAAACUUCGUGGUUUAUUCAUUACCUACCAUGGAAAUACUUUAUUCUUUGGAAGUGUCUAACGUGUCUUCUCUAGUACAAACAGGAAUUAGCUCAGAUACCAUAUACCUUCUGGAAGGAAUUUGCAACAAUGAUCCAAAGCACUGGGAAGAUGCCGCCUCGGUCUUAGUGCUCCGAUGCCUCACAGAGGCUUUGCCAGAAAACAGAUUGAGUCGACUACUUCACAAACGCAGAUUUGCUGAGGCCGAGAGCUUUGCCGUUCAGUUUGACCUGGACGUGGAGUUGGUUUACAAGGUGAAGGCAAAUUAUAUAUUGGAGAAACUGGCCUUGAGCUCCACGGAUGCCGGCGAGCAGCCCCAGUGGCAGAACCUCAUAGAUGAAGCGAAGGGAAACCUCCACAAGAUCCAGGACGAUGAAUUUGUGAUGAAUUACUGUUUGGAAGCUCAGUGGCUAACCUAUGAAACGACCCAGGAAAUGCUGAACUAUGCCAAGAACAGGCUUCUGAAGAAAGAAGACAAAACUGUUCCUUUCUAUUCUGAAGGCUUAAGAGAGGUUCUAAGGGCUCAUGCAAAAUUGACUACUUUCUAUGGAGCGUUUGGACCAGAAAAAUUCAGUGGCAGUUCUUGGAUUGAAUUUCUGAAUAAUGAAGAUGAUCUGAAGGAUAUUUUUUUACAGCUAAGAGAAGGAAACCUUGUUUGUGCACAAUACCUUUGGCUUAGACAUCGGGCAAACUUUGAAGACAAGUUUGAUGUGAAAAUGCUUGAGAACUUGCUCAACUCGGUAUCUACACCGAUCUGUCUGGAAAACCUUUGUGCUUGGCUUCAGAAUGAUGUGAUCCCCUUUGUGAGAAGGACGGUACCCGAAGGCCAGAAAAUUCUCGCAAAAUGGUUGGAGCAAACAGCCCGGAACCUCGAAUUAACUGACAAGGCAAACUGGCCAGAAAAUGGACUUCAGUUGGCAGAAGUGUUUUUUACAGCAACAAAACCAGCUGAGUUGGGAUUGACCUCCUCUUGGCACUGGAUUUCCUUGAAGCAUUAUGAGAACACAGAGGAAGUCUGUCAGUUAAGGAACCUGGUGACUGAUUUGCGGGAGCUGAUCACGUUGCAUCGGAAGUACAACUGCAAGUUGGCCCUGUCUGACUUUGAGAAGGAGAACACAACCACCAUUGUAUUCCGCAUGUUUGACCGGGUGCUGGCCCCUGCGCUCCUUCCUUCCGUCUUAGAGAAGUUCAUCAGAGUUUACAUGCAGGAGCAUGGCUUACAGGAGGAAGAGCUUCUCCUGCUGUACAUAGAGGAUCUGUUGAAGAGAUGUAGCUCCAAGUCCACUUCGCUCUUUGAAACGGCCUGGGAAGCCAAAGCCAUCGCGGUCAUUGGGUGUUUGACCGACACCGACCUCAUAUUUGAUGCCGUGUUGAAGAUCAUGUAUGCAGCUGUGGUUCCCUGGAGUGCAGCUGUGGAGAAGAUGGUGAAACAGCACUUGGAAAUGGACCAUCCCAAAGUCAAGUUAUUACAGGAAAGUUACAAACUAAUGGAGAUGAAAAAACUCUUGCGAGGAUAUGGAAUAAGAGAGGUGAAUCUCUUAAGCAAGGAGAUAAUGAGGGUGAUAAGAUACAUUCUCAAACAAGAUGUCCCAUCGUCUUUGGAGGAUGCUUUGAAGGUGGCCCAGGCUUACAUGUUGUCAGAUGAGGAGAUAUACAGUCUGAGGGUCAUUGACCUGAUUGACAAGGGACAGGGUGAAGACUGUGUCCUCCUGCUGAGGUCUCUGCCUCCUGGUCCAGCUGCACAGACUGCAGAAAGAGUUAUUCUAUGGGCACGGCUGGCCUUGCAGGAAGAGCCCGACCAUUCUCAAGAGGACAGGGCCUGGAGAGUGUCUGUGGCGAAGACCUCAGUAGAUAUUCUUAAAAUUCUGUGUGACAUCCAGAAAGACAAUCUGCAGAAGAAGGACGAAAGUGAAGAGCUCUUGAGACUGUUUACGGCUGUUUCUAGCCUCCAGGAGGACUUUGCGGUGUUCCUGCCGUUUGGCGAGUACAGCGACGGCUCCCUGGUGGCAGAGCUCCGCAGGCGGUGCAUCGAAGCUCACAGCGCCCCGCAGGAGAAGCGCGGCGCCGGGGGCUGCGCGGAGGCACAGCUGCACAGACAGGCCCUGGCCCUGCAGCUGACCCCGCAGGAGCUGGAGGCUGAGCUGGCCCUGCAGGCCCUGGCCAGCAGGAACGUCACAGCGGCGCUGGAGAAAUGCAGAGACCUGUUUAAGUAUCACUGUGGCCCACACACUGGGAAGGUGCUGUUUGACGCCUGCUGGAGAUUCUGUCAGAUGCUGGCCGACGGCGUGCCCGUGACCGCGCCUGCGGGGCUGAACCUGUCUUCUGAGAUUCAUGAGCUCGCCUGCCAAGCUGCCACCAUCUGUGGCCCAGAAAUUUUGCUUGAUGCUUUGGAACUGUGCAAAUAUACUUUAACGGUGGUAGAGCUUUCCAGGCAGUGUCAGAUGGACGACAGUGGUAUCCUAAUGAAAGCUUCUCUUGGGACCCAUAAAGACCCCUAUGAAGAGUGGUCUUAUAGCAGCUUCUUCAGCGAGGACGGGAUCGUCCUUGAGCCCCAGGUGGUGCUGCCUGUUACCUACGAGCUGAUCGCCGCGCUCAUACCGCUUGCGGAAAGCAAAAGACAUCUCCUGGAUUCUAUGUGUUUGCCAUACUGCUCCAUUAGUGAAGGAAAGAGCUUUAUUUCACCCGUCAUAAAUUCCAUCUCUGCCCUGCUUCAGAACCUCCAGGAGUCCAGCCAGUGGCAGCUGGCCCUGAGGUUCAUCAUUGGCUCAUUUGCUGUCUGCCAUCAGCACUCUGUGUCAAACUUCAUGGAUGCCAGUUUGAGUGUAAAGUUAUUUGGUGAAGCCGCAUCAGUGAAAUCCAAGCAUCUUGUAAUGGGAUUGAAAGAAAAAGCCGUCACGUUUAUCAGGGACUGUGCUACAAAGGUGUUGCACAAAGUAUUUAAUUGUCGCCUGGUGGAUCUUAACUUGGCGUUGGGUUACUGCACGCUCUUACCCCAAAAGGAGGUGUUUGAGAAUCUCUGGAAGCUCAUAGAUAAAGCUUGGCAGAACUACGACAAAGUUUUGGCCAUCUCCCUGGUGGGCUCCCAGCUGGCCAGUCUCUAUCAGGAAAGGGAGAUGGAGCUUAAAUUCCAUGAACUCAGUACUGAUGCCCAGUGGGGGAUUCGUCUGGGGAAGCUUGGCAUUUCUUUUCAAUCGGUUUUCAGGCAACACUUUCUGACCAAGAAAUCCCUUGUUAAAGCUUUGGUGGGCAGCAUCGAUACGGACACGGGACUCAUUCUGGAAUACUGCACCACCUUUCAUUUGGAUUGUGACCAAGUCCUGCAGCUGUUCAUCGAGACCCUGCUCCACGACACUAACACCGGCCACGGCCGGGGAGAUGCGGGCUCCGAGCCCCCGCAGCAGCACCACGCCAGGGUGCUGGCCAAAGCCCUGGACAUGGUGCCUUUGCUUCAGAGCACGAAAGACUUGGUCCUCAGCCUCAGCGGCAUCCUCCAUAAGCUGGAUCCCUAUGACUACGAAAUGAUCGAAGUUGUCCUGAAGGUUAUAGAAAGAGCUGAUGAAAAGAUAACCAACAUUAACAUUAAUCAGGCCUUGAGUCUUCUAAAACACUUGAAGUCAUACCGAAGAAUUUCUCCUCCUGUCGACCUGGAGCAUCAGUUUAUGUUGGAGCACGUAGUGGCGCUUCCGCAGGUUGCCCACACGCGCCUGCCUUUCCACCUGAUAUUCUUCGGACCGGCACAGAACUUCUGGAAGAUUGUCUCCGCAGAGCUCAGUGAAGACUCCUUCCCGACGUUGCUCUUGAUCUCUAAGCUGAUGAAGUUCUCCUUGGACACCCUCUAUGUGUCGACAGCCAAACAUACUUUUGAAAACAAACUGAAACCCAAGCUCCUGAAGUUGACCCAGGCCAAAUCCUCGCUGCUGAUGAACAAGGAGGUCACGAAGGUCACGCGCACCAUUGAGUCCUACUUGCUGUCCAUAGUGAACCCCGAGUGGGCCGUCGCUAUUGCCAUCAGCCUCGCCCAGGACGUCCCGGAAGGACCCUUCAAGGUGUCCAGUUUGAAAGUCUGCCUGUACCUGGCGGAGAGGUGGCUGCAGAAUACGCCGGCUCAGGACGAGAUGCACGACAAGGCCGAGGCCCUGCUGAAGAAGCUGCAUGUCCAGUACAAGCGGUCGCGCACCGAGGCCGCGCUCAUGGCCCACAAGCUGAACUCCCCUGAGUACCUUCGAGUGAUUGGGAAGCCGGCGCACCUCAUCGUCAGCCUCUACGAGCACCCCAGCGUCAGCCAGCGAGUCCGCAACUCCACGGGCACGGACUACCCUGAUAUUCACGCGGCUGCGAAAGAAAUAGCGGAAGUGAACGACAUUAGUCUGGAGAAAAUCUGGGGCAUGCUGCUGGAGAGGUGGCUGUGCCCGCCGGACAAGCCCGGGGAGAAUCCACCAGAAUCAUUUGAACUUCAGGAUGAUGAGACCUUACAAAGAGUCCUCUAUCUCCUCACGUCUCGUUCGAUUGAUUACAGUUCCAGAAUGCUGUUCAUCUUUGCCACGUCCGUGACAACUGCGUUUGGGGUGCACCAGCUGACCUUCGCCCACAGGACCCGGGCUCUGCAGUGCCUCCUCUGUUUGGCCGACAAGGAGACCAUUGAAUCGCUCUUCAAAAAGCCCAUGGAGGAAGUGAAGUCUUAUAUGAAAAGCAUGGCUUUCCUGGCAUCGUUUGAGGCCUUGAAUAUCCCUAUCACCUAUGAGUUAUUCUCCAACAGUCCUAAGGAAGGCAUGAUUAAGGGCCUUUGGAAGAACCACAGCCACGAGCCCAUGGCGGUGAGGUUGGUCACGGAGCUCUGUUUAGAAUACAAAGUCUACGACCUGCAGCUCUGGAACGGGCUCUUGCAGAAGCUGCUGGGCUUCAACAUGAUUCCGUACCUAAGGAAAGUUCUGACAGCCAUUUCCAGUACCCAUUCUUUAUGGCAGGUGCCCUACUUCAGCAAAGCGUGGCAGCACGUGGUCCAGAUCCCGCUGCUCUCAGCCUCUUGUCCUCUAAGCCCCAGUCAGUUAUCAGAUUGUCGCGAGAGUCUCGUCGCCGUUCUAGAGUGCCCCGUUUCGGGCGACCUCGACAUGCUUGGCGUGGCUCGGCAGUACGUCCAGCUGGAGCUGCCAGCCUUCGCCUUGGCCUGUCUCACGCUCAUGCCCCACUCGGAAAGGAGGCACCAACAGAUCCAGAACUUCCUGGGCUCCUGUGACCAUCGGGUCAUCUUGCAGCAGCUGGAGGAGCACAUGAACGCGGGCCAGCUGGCAGGGCUGGCACAGCAGGUCAGAAAUCUGAUUCUGAAUAAUAUCGUGAGUCAAAAGGCGUUUGGGCUGUUGGCCAAGACAAAGUACUUUCCCAUGUUGAAAUCACACAUGAUGAGCGCCAGCAACGUCACUGACCUAGUGAACUAUCUGGCAGCCGAGUUAAGUUUAGAUGAAGCCUCGCUCUUCCUGGCUGAGUAUUUGAAGCACAGAGGGAGGGACGUGCCGCCGGACACCCCUCCCUGCCAGCUGCUACAGAUGUUUCUUAAUGGAUCAUAGUAAAUCAUCAAACCUUCCCCCAGGAAAAGCAGGAGGAAGUCUGCUAUUAAUGGACCAUAUUUAUUAGUCACAGUAUUUUGCAAUCCGAGUGGCGUGGCCAUUGUCAAACGUCAUCCAAGGAAAAUCGAGAUGCUGCUAGUGGCCGGGUUGUCCCGUGGGAGUGCUUGUUUCCACUUGCCGCAGCUCGUGUCCCGCGGACACUGCCCUUGUUCUGCAGCACGUGGGAAGGAAACAGCGAGUGUCGCCCCCCCGAGAAAAGCCC